CCUCCGCCAGGCUCCUGCUUUGUCUGAACGACGCCGGGUCACGCUCGAGACUCCCCCCGCGCCCGCCCGCCCGGCACGACCCCUCUCCCCGUCCCCGCGCGGGAUGACAGAUCGCUUCCUAGGUCCGCCGGCUGCCUCAUGGUUUCUCUCUCUCGCGUCCAGGCACUCUGCUGCUCUCCAUCCCAUCCCGCAGCCCGGAGGCGUCGCCUCGCCUUCGUUCCCCGGGAUCUAGGGCGGACCGAGUUGUAAGCCAUGACGUCCCCUCUCUCCUCCCUGGGAAAGCAUCGCAGAGUCCCGCUGCAGCUCCAGAGUCCGGGGGCUGUUACCUCUAAGCCAGAUCACACAACAGAUCAUUCAGCUGCCUGCUCUGUUUGUACGAGAUCCCCUCUUUAUUCUUGCAGGAAAAAACCUGAGCCAGCUAAACAGAGUGCCUGCAGUGAGGAUGAAGCCGCAUUGCUGAAUGACAUCCUGCCUCCUAGGACAAAUGAUGCCUUGCCAAGUGAAUCCCCUUCCUGUUCAAAGGGAAGAGCAAAAGCGAGCAAAAGUGGGGAAGCUCCUACUGACAUGGAACUCAUGUCCACCAUGAUGCAGAAAAUUAUUAAGUUGGAACAAAAAGUUAGGAGCCAAGCCCAAGAACUCCAGCUGAAGGACAGGAAGAUUGCUGAUCUCCAGGGGAAGGUGAAGGUCCUUCAAAAAGGGAAAGAGGACUCCCCUGAGCCAAGCCAAGUAGAGAAGCUGGAGGUGAUGUGCCUUCAGCUGCAGCGUCAAGUCUGGGAAAUGGAGCGAUUUUUGAAUGACUACGGAUUGAUCUGGGUUGGAGAGAAGAACGAGGAGCUGGAAGAUUUGGAAUCAUCAGGGAAGGAGGCCAGUUGGCCAUCGAGGGUUUUCUGGAAGCCAGGCGACUCGACUGCCCCAAAACCCCCGAUUGAUUUUGAUCUAAUUUUGGAAAACCUGAAGGAUUUAAAUGUGCUGGCAGGGGAGGGCGUGUCUCAGAUCCAGCACACGGCGGGAGGCGCCAGACUGAGGGAGCCCGAAUCGGUGUCUCUCACUUUCUAUAAGAACGGGAUAGUGAUGUUCAAUGGACCCUUCCGGUCAUACGAGGAGCCAUCCACACAGCAAUGCCUGCGGGAUAUCCUGGAUGGCUACUUCCCCUCCGAGUUACAGGCACGCUACCCGGCUGGCGUGCCAUUCCAGGUCACCGACAAAAGAGACAUUUUAUUCCGGGAUAGACAGCUUCCAGAGAGCUUCCCUGGCCAGGGCCAGAGAGUUGGGCAUGCAAAGCCAAGUGAAGUCCAGGAGACCAGUGAGAUCCCAGGUCCCAAGCUCUCGCUGGAACAGUUCCUGAACAAACUUCCCAGGUCCGUGAUCCGGGAUGGACACGUGAUUGAUGUGCGAGGGUCCAUCAAAGCAACACUGCAGGGGUCUGAGGGGUCAUGUGCCAGCGACGUGAUCCUGGUGGAAACGCCUGCUCUCACAGCAGCGAAGGAGAGGCUGAAGGCAGAGGACCCAGACCAGCCUCCUGUGUCCAGCAUCUGUACGCUCCGGGUCAGGUCGGAGAGCGGGGAGCAGUCGUACCUUGUAAAGAUGCUGUUCACAGAGACCAUUGGAGAUCUGCGCCGGCACCUCGCUCAGAGCCGGCACGGCAGCUCCAGCUCGUACGAGAUCGUCAGCACCUUUCCCCCACGGGUGUACACAGAUGACGCCCUCACCCUGCAGCAGUGCGGCCUCACCCCUGCCGCCUCGCUCCUGCUGCGGGAAAGCAGCCCAGGUGGCCAGGCAAGACAGGGCUGCAGCUAGGCGAGCCCAACCAGGCUGCACUGCCAAGCGCUGUGCUGUCCUCCCCACCCCGCUCCCUUCUCCAGCCGGGCUCGGCUGGCUUUGGCAAGAGGAAGGAGCAGCCUUGUACCACGGGCUAAGUGGCUGCCUCUCCCUGCGCAGGUGGGAAGGCUGGGCUGUCCUACCUUGGGUUCACUGCUGAGCUACUUCCUGGAAGGGAGGCUGGGUUGUGGGGAGAGACCUCCAGGGGCACAGCCCUGCUGAGAGACCUGGGACAAACCCACGCACUGCCAGCCUAAGCUCACCCUUUGGUACACGAGUGCCUGUCCCAGCCAGCCCGGUACCCGGUGGGAUUCAGAUCUGCGUGUCGUCCAGGUACAGCUCUGGUUCCUCGUCACCUCUGCUGCGGGUCACACGAGCUGUUCACCUUCAGACGAUGCCAUGGCACGGACCCCUGCCUGCUGCUGCCUGCGUCAGGGCCCUGCUGGGCCCAUCGCAGCCCUCUCAGUGGCAAACAUUUGCCUAGUGAGCAGGAGUGAAAUGCUGCAAGGCCAGCCUCUGUCUCCCACCAGUGCCUGAAAUGCUUUGUUCUGGGGUCAGCGGAGUUAAAGCCGGACUGAGCCAAAGCAAGCCGGACUGAGCCAAAGCAAGCCAGCCCUGAGCCAAACCCAGCCCCCUCCAGCUACAAGGGCCCAGAGCUGUGUUUCCUGUACACGAGCCCUUCCUUCCUUCCUAUAUGGGGCCUAUUAAAGUCACCGCAGUUACCAGGCUGCAGGGCUGAGCCAGGUGCUCACAGCCCCGAGCACUAUCCCCAGCCUCAGGAACCUGGUGACCCAAAACCCUUUCAAUGCAGGCCUGAGCCAGAGCGACGAGCCAGUCCCUGCACCUACUGGCCCAUCAGUCUGCACCACGUGCGAGAUCCAGCUCCCCUGCACCUUCCCCAUGCAGAGCCAUCUCGCCCCCCACGGCAAUCCCAGCCCCACACACCUCUUCCCUGGCCACAUCCCGUGUCCUGCUCCUGCAUGCUGCGCUCUGCACCCCACGCGGCAGUGCCCCUUGUCCUGCACUCGCUCUAGCACGCCGCACCCUCUGAUCUCAGCCACUUUGGAAAGGCUUCCUGUCCAUUAACUUUCACCCAGCACUUAGGGACAUGGUGCCAAGUCGGGCAGCCUCAGGCAGCUUCUCCAAGCCACUCAGCACAGCUGGCUGAGAGCCUGGGAGGUGGCCAGCAGCCUGGGCUUGCAGCUAGCUAGGGAAGAGCAAAGAACCGUCCCAGCUCUGCCCGCAACGAGGACAGGAAAGUAGAUGACACACCUCCUCCAGCUUAGGCCACAACACAAGCCCCCUCCACCUUGCAGGGUGAUAAAAGGGAUCCCAAGGUGGUUUUUGCUCACGUCAUGUCCCUGCCAUCAUGACCGUUAAGGGCCGCACGCAUUUGAGAGGGGUCAAACAGCCUCCCUGGGAGCUGCCAAUGGAUCCCAGCUCUUAAGACCCGCACUGGACACCUGCCGACAGCAGCGAGCGGAAGCAUCAAGGUCUCCGUGCCAGGCUGCCGCAGUGAGCUGGGAGCGACUCAGAAUUGCUAAGCAGGGCGAUGUCGAACCUCGAGCCAAAAUAAAGAGACCCUGGACAGGCCGGCCGGGAGCCGCAGGAAA
Molecule: messenger RNA, 3431 nt
Organism: Alligator mississippiensis (American alligator)
Lineage: Eukaryota; Metazoa; Chordata; Crocodylia; Alligatoridae
Gene: UBXN11
Product: UBX domain protein 11
Exons: 14
Coding region: 253-1797 (514 amino acids)
Biological process (GO): proteasome-mediated ubiquitin-dependent protein catabolic process
Molecular function (GO): ubiquitin binding
Source: RefSeq, a predicted model, not a curated record